Molecule: messenger RNA, 2330 nt
Organism: Cephus cinctus (wheat stem sawfly)
Lineage: Eukaryota; Metazoa; Arthropoda; Insecta; Hymenoptera; Cephidae
Product: proline-rich extensin-like protein EPR1
Exons: 3
Coding region: 42-2204 (720 amino acids)
Source: RefSeq, a predicted model, not a curated record
GUCAGCACAGUACUUCGACAUUCACUGUCAAAUCACCAAAUAUGAAGUACUUUUUAGUGCUGGCCUUUGUGGCCUUCACAUUAGCCGACCCAAGAACAGCGAAGAAACCCUUGCAACCGGUGCCACCUCCACCACCGCCGGUAAUUGCAUUCCAAAAAAGCAACAAUUUGGUUCAUCAUGAUGAGGAAUUCAACCUGCCAGAUUUCAAUACCGAAAGGAUCUCCAAGCAAUUCCCAUAUGCUCCUCAACUUAUAUCUGCGCCAAUUGACACGCAAAAGAUAGAUCAAUCAGAUCUCAAUAGCGGAUUGUCACAGAAUAACGGUCCUCAACAACAAGUAAUCGUACCUCAUGCCGUGUAUGGAGUUCCUCAACUUAUUAAUCGAGCUAAGACCUUUGUACAACCUCCACCUCCACCACCACCAGAACGUCGGCUUGUCUCCGGACCACCACAGAUCCAGCGUGAUCCUCCACCAGCAAUACCGGCACCCAUCUACGGACCACCUCAAAAGAUUGCCAACUUGCCACCACCGCCAAAGAUAAGAGCGGAUCCUGCACCUCCUCCGCCAGUACCCGCACCAGUUUAUGGACCACCUGAACCUCAAGCACCACUUCCACCUCCACCUCCACCACCGGUACCCGUACCUAUUUACGGACCUCCUCCACCAAAACCUACACCGGUUUAUGGACCACCUGAACCUCAAGCACCGCCUCCGCCUCCACCUCCGCCUCCGCCGCCACCUCCACCUCCACCAGUACCCGUACCUGUUUACGGACCUCCUCCACCAAAACCUACACCGGUUUAUGGACCACCUGAACCUCAAGCACCGCCUCCGCCUCCACCUCCGCCUCCGCCGCCACCUCCACCUCCACCAGUACCCGUACCUGUUUACGGACCUCCUCCACCAAAACCUGACAUCCCAGAAGCACCCAAACUGCCUGAGCCUGUCUAUGCUCCUGAAGUCCCUGAGCUACCCCAGGCACCUGCACCAGUCUAUGGUCCUCCCGUUGUCCUUGCAGACAUCCCAGAAGCACCCAAACUGCCUGAGCCUGUCUAUGCUCCUGAAGUCCCUGAGCUACCCCAGGCACCUGCACCAGUCUAUGGUCCUCCCGUUGUCCUUGCAGACAUCCCAGAAGCACCCAAACUGCCUGAGCCUGUCUAUGCUCCUGAAGUCCCUGAGCUACCCCAGGCACCUGCACCAGUCUAUGGUCCUCCCGUUGUCCUUGCAGACAUCCCAGAAGCACCCAAACUGCCUGAGCCUGUCUAUGCUCCUGAAGUCCCUGAGCUACCCCAGGCACCUGCACCAGUCUAUGGUCCUCCCGUUGUCCUUGCAGACAUCCCAGAAGCACCCAAACUGCCUGAGCCUGUCUAUGCUCCUGAAGUCCCUGAGCUACCCCAGGCACCUGCACCAGUCUAUGGUCCUCCCGUUGUCCUUGCAGACAUCCCAGAAGCACCCAAACUGCCUGAGCCUGUCUAUGCUCCUGAAGUCCCUGAGCUACCCCAGGCACCUGCACCAGUCUAUGGUCCUCCCGUUGUCCUUGCAGACAUCCCAGAAGCACCCAAACUGCCUGAGCCUGUCUAUGCUCCUGAAGUCCCUGAGCUACCGCAAGCACCUGCGCCAGUCUAUGGUCCUCCCGUUGUUCUUGCUGAUAUCCCAGAAGCACCCAAACUGCCUGAGCCUGUCUAUGCUCCUGAAGUCCCUGAGCUACCCCAGGCACCUGCACCAGUCUAUGGUCCUCCCGUUGUCCUUGCAGACAUCCCAGAAGCACCCAAACUGCCUGAGCCUGUCUAUGCUCCUGAAAUCCGUGAACUACCCCAAGCACCUGCACCAGUCUAUAGUUCUCCCGUUGUUCUUGCUGAUAUCCCUGAACCACCCGAACUACCUCAACCAAUCUACGCCUUAGAAAUCCCUGAACCCGUAUAUGCUCCUGAGAUUCGCGAGGCACCCAAACAGCCUGAACCUAUCUAUGGACCUCCCGUUCCUCUUCCCCAGAUCCCUGCUGCACCCAAACUUCAGGAAUCCGCUUACGCUCCAGAAAUUCUUGCACCUUUGCCCCAGAUCCCUGCUGCACCUAAACUUCAGGAAUCCGCUUACGCUCCAGAAAUCCAAGCCCCAGUCUUUGAUUCCCCAUCUGUAGUAAAAACACACAAACCCAUUCUUGCUGAUAUUCCUCUUCCACCUCUACUCCGUUCCACACCAUACUAAAAAUGGAUUUAUGAUUAGGAUAAAAUAUGAAUAAUAUUUUAAUGUAGAUAUGACGUGAAUGUCUUGAUACUCAAGGCCCUUUUAAAUGUUUUCAAUUUCAUAUACAACACCUUCUAACUCAAUAAA